CCUUAUACCAUGGGAGGGGACUUUAUGAAGCGCUGCUGUCACUGUAUCAUUGCCCAACACAUUCCCGACUCGGAGAGAUCAAGGGACUAGGGGACAGAAGAAGUUUAUUAUCGGUGGACUACGCAGAGGAUUCGAUAAGGUUCUUCUGAAGAGGCCGGCUUUCAGAUUGGACAGCGAUGAUGUCCAUGCAAAUGAGUGAGGCGGAGAGCUCGGUGAAGGUGGCAGAGUGGCAGCAGACCUACUACGCCUCCGACUCUGGCAUCCAAUCAGGAGCCACCACCCUUAGAGACGACGAGGAGUCAGAGUGUGGCGGCGGCGGCGGCAGGAAGUACACCAUCGCUAACGCCAACGCCAACAUGGCAGCGGAGAGCUCUUCAGACAUGGAUGCCCAGUACACUCUGACCCGGGCGCAGCGCGUGCGGGCGGCCAUGUUCCCAGAGACGCUGGCGGAGGGCGAGGCGACGCUGUCCUCCACCCAGGGUGAGCCGGGACAGCAGACCAACGUCCAGCGGCUGGCCGAGCCCUCGCAGCUGCUCAAGACCGCCAUCGUCCACCUCAUUAACUACCAGGACGACGCCGACCUGGCCACACGCGCCGUGCCCGAGCUCACCAAGCUGCUCGCUGACGAUGACCAGGUGGUGGUGAAUAAGGCGGCGAUGAUCGUGAACCAGCUGACUCGUAAGGAGGCGUCCCGGCGCGUGCUGAUGCAGUCGCCGCAGAUGGUGGCGGCGGUGGUGCGCGCCAUGCAGAGCACGAGCGACAUGGAGACGGCGCGCGCCACGGCCAGCGUGCUGCACAGCCUGUCGCACCAGCGCGAGGGCCUGCUCGCCAUCUUCAAGUCUGGGGGCAUCCCCGCCCUCGUUCGCAUGCUCAGUUCUCCGAUGGAGUCGGUGCUGUUCUACGCCAUCACCACGCUGCACAACCUGCUGCUGCACCAGGAGGGGGCCAAGAUGGCGCUGCGUCUGGCCGACGGCCUGCAGAGGAUGGUGCCGCUGCUCAAGAAGAGCAACCCCAAGUUCCUGGCCAUCACCACCGACUGCCUGCAGCUGCUCUCCUACGGCAACCAGGAGAGCAAGCUGAUUAUCCUGGCCAACAGUGGGCCAGAGAGCCUGGUGUACAUCAUGAGGAACUACAACUACGAGAAGCUGCUCUGGACCACCAGCCGGGUGCUCAAGGUCCUCUCCGUCUGCCCCAGUAACAAGCCCGCCAUUGUGGAUGCAGGGGGGAUGCAAGCUCUUGGGCAGCACCUGACCGGGUCGAGCCAGCGCCUCAUUCAGAACUGCCUCUGGACACUGAGGAACCUGUCAGAUGCUGCCACCAAGCAGGAGGGUCUGGAUGGGCUGCUGCAGAUCCUGGUGAGCCAGCUGGGCUCGGACGACGUGAACAUGCUGACGUGCGCCACGGGCAUCCUGUCCAACCUGACGUGCAACAACGCGCGCAACAAGGCGCUGGUGACGCAGUGCGGCGGCGUGGAGGCGCUCAUCCACGCCGUGCUGCGCGCCGGAGAGAAGGAGGACGUGGCCGAGCCCGCCGUCUGCGCCCUGCGACACCUCACCAGUCGACACCCCGAUGCCGAGCUGGCCCAGAAUGCCGUUCGCCUGCACUACGGCAUCCCUGCCAUCAUCAAGCUGCUGGGGCAGCCUCACUACUGGCCCAUAGUCAAGGCUACCGUUGGUCUGAUUCGGAACCUGGCACUCUGCCCAACCAAUCAGGCGCCUAUGAGAGAGGCCGGGGCCAUUCCGCGAUUGGUCAAUCUGCUCCUGAAGGCCCACCAGGACACCCAGAGACACGCCCCCAAUGCUCAGCAGACCUACCAGGAUGGUGUGCGUAUGGAGGAGAUAGUGGAGGGCUGCACAGGAGCUCUGCACAUUCUGGCCAGAGACCCCAUCAACAGAGGAGAGAUUGCCAGCAUGCAGACCAUCCCUCUGUUUGUCCAGCUCUUGUACUCGUACGUUGAGAACGUGAAGCGCGUAGCUGCGGGUGUUCUGUGUGAGUUGGCCCUCGAUAAGCAGUCUGCGGAGAUGAUUGACGCGGAGGGAGCCUCCGCUCCUCUGAUGGAGCUUCUGCACUCCCCCAACGAGGGCAUCGCCACCUACGCAGCCGCGGUUCUCUUCCGGAUCUCUGAGGACAAGAGUUCUGACUACAGGAAGCGGGUGUCUGUGGAGCUGACGCACUCACUCUUCAAGCAUGACCCUGCUGCCUGGGAGCUGGCUCAUAGCAGUGUUCCCCUUGAGGCAGCCUACAUGGGGGAUGAGCUGGAUGGGGCGUACCCUCCCUAUGGCUACAGUGACAUUCCUAUGGACGGCCUCCCAAUGGACGCAGAGCUGCAUGAGGCCUACAUGCCCGAGAUGACCUACGACCCACGGCAGGCCUACCCUGAGCCUCUCUAACAGCACAAGAUAGAGGAGGAGGAAUGAUUGUC
This is a messenger RNA of Clupea harengus (Atlantic herring), 2422 nucleotides long. It is a transcript of the gene jupb, whose product is annotated as junction plakoglobin b. NCBI's taxonomy places the organism in Eukaryota, Metazoa, Chordata, Actinopteri, Clupeiformes, Clupeidae. Gene Ontology annotation, biological process: cell adhesion. The record is from RefSeq and is a predicted model, not a curated record. Gene Ontology annotation, molecular function: cadherin binding.